AUGUGUCACAAAAGCGAGCAGGCAAAACUGGAAUCUCGCGAGGGAAAAUGGGAAAAGUACCACAUAACGAGAAGGAGAGCAGUGUCCGCAAAAGAUAUAGAACACUUUUAUCUUAUCAAAGGCAAGCUUGGAAAAACGUUAAGCAGCACAGGAGCUAUGAACGACGGCGAACGUACGUUAAAGAUAUGUCGUCCACCACCACAUGGAACAGCUCUCAUCAACAUUUUUACUGUGAAGAGAUCAGUGCCACUUAUCACAGCAAAGGAAGAAUGGUUUGCGACAACAAGGACAAAGAACAGCAAGACUACCGGUCCAAAUGACUUACCAAGCUAG
Molecule: messenger RNA, 333 nt
Organism: Strongylus vulgaris
Lineage: Eukaryota; Metazoa; Nematoda; Chromadorea; Rhabditida; Strongylidae
Source: the annotation of a GenBank genome assembly